AUGAUUGAAACCAAAUACAGAGAAGGCAGGGAGGUGUGUGAGUCGGAACUUAAUGUGCUGAGACGAGUGCGUCAUACAAAUAUUAUCCAGCUAAUUGAGGUCUUUGAAACACAGGAGAGGGUAUAUAUGGUAAUGGAAUUGGCUACAGGGGGAGAACUUUUUGACCGCAUAAUAGCCAAGGGCUCCUUCACAGAACGUGAUGCCACUCAUGUGCUACAAAUGGUUUUGGAAGGGGUUAAGUAUUUGCAUACUCUUGGGAUCACACAUAGAGACUUAAAACCUGAAAACCUCCUAUAUUAUCAUCCAGGAACAGAUUCUAAAAUUAUGAUUACAGACUUUGGUCUUGCAAGUGCACGAAAAAAAAGGAGAUGA
Messenger RNA from Staurois parvus, 372 nucleotides. NCBI's taxonomy places the organism in Eukaryota, Metazoa, Chordata, Amphibia, Anura, Ranidae. The record is from the annotation of a GenBank genome assembly.